GAAGACAAAGGCGCCCAUUGGAGCCCGGCAUGCCUGGCUACAGUGUGACGUUUGUAGAGAAGCUGCGACGAUGUUGCUACUGCCCUCUGUGUCGCCUGCCCAUGCGUGACCCCGUGCUGGUCAGGCCGUGUGGUCAUCGCUUUUGUGACGUUUGUCUGCAGGAGUUUUUGAG
Candidula unifasciata is the source of this 172-nucleotide messenger RNA. The record is from the annotation of a GenBank genome assembly. NCBI's taxonomy places the organism in Eukaryota, Metazoa, Mollusca, Gastropoda, Stylommatophora, Geomitridae.